Messenger RNA from Ichthyophthirius multifiliis, 1398 nucleotides. RefSeq lists its product as hypothetical. NCBI's taxonomy places the organism in Eukaryota, Ciliophora, Oligohymenophorea, Hymenostomatida. Gene Ontology annotation, molecular function: translation elongation factor activity. The transcript has a single exon. Gene Ontology annotation, biological process: translational elongation. The record is from RefSeq and is a predicted model, not a curated record. Gene Ontology annotation, cellular component: nucleus; cytoplasm.
AAAAAUAAAAAAAAUGUCCUUAAAACUUUAUUGCCCUGUAGGAAACUUCCGUGCAAACCAAAUCUUAAUAACAGCUGAUUUAUGUGGUGUUGAGAUCAAACAUAUAGACAUGGAAUACUCUGAUAGUAAAACCAAAGAAUUCUUACAAAAAAACCCCUUAGGAAAAGUUCCAGUAUUAGAAACCACUGAAGGUUUUAUAUUUGAAACAAAUACUAUAGUUCGUCAUUUAGCCCGUAAAUCCCAUAAGCUUUACGGAUCUUCAUUAUACUAAUAAGCUUUAGUUGACUAAUACUUAGAUAUAUUCCAAAAUGAAUUAGCACCUCCAUUACUUGCUUUAACGUGUCCUGUGUUUGGUUGUAUUUAAUUCGAUAAGGAAGUAUAUAAAGCAGCUAAGACUGAAGUAUAGACAGUUUUGAAAAUAAUCGAAGAUAGAUUAAAAGUAUCAAAGUAUUUGACUGGAACUGAAGUUACUAUUGCUGAUAUUUAAUAUGCUGUUUACUUAUCUUAUGCUUUCAGAACUAUUUUUGAUGAAAAAUAUAGAUAAACAAUUAAACAUGUAGUUGCUUGGUAUGAAAGUAUUGCUUAAUUACCUCAAUUUGUAAAAUAUAUCGGAAAAUUAAGAUAUACAAUAAUUGAAUGGGUAGCUAGUUAACCAGAAAAGAAAGAAAAUAAAAAAAAAGAAGGAACAGUGCCUCCUGCUGCUGUUUAAAAAUAAUAAUAAUAAAAAAAAGACGAGAAAUAAAAAGAAUAAAAAUCCCCUGUUAAAUAAUAAUAAUAGUCAACUAAUAAGCAAACAUAAGAACCUGCUUAAGAAUAAUAAUAAGGUGGAUUUGAUCUUUAUAAUUUCAAGACUUUAUAUACGAACGCAAAAGAUAAAAAUGAAGCUGUUAAAUUUUUAAUCGAAAAUUGGACUAGUGGAAAACUUUGCUUAUAUAAAGCUCAUUAUGAUAAAUAUGAAGGAGAAGGUACUGUCUUAUAUUAAUUCAAUAAUCUUAAAAGUGCAUUCAUUUAAAGGUGUGAAGCUGCCAGAAAAGUAGCAUUUGGUACUUAUAGUGUAUAUGGCGAUGAACCCAAUCUUGAAAUUUAUGGCGUUUGGUUAUUUGUUGGAGAUAAAAUGCCUGAAGAAAUGAAAGAAAAUCCUUCUUUAGAAUAUACUUAAUGGACUAAAUUAGAUAUUAAUAAACCCGAAGAUGUUAAUACUUUAACAUAAUAUUGGAUUAAUGUUGAAGAAGAUGUUUCAGUUGUUGAAGGUAGAAAAUUAAGAAGUUUUUCUUGUUUUAAAUGAAGAAGGAAAUACUUUUUUUAUUAAAAGUUUAAUAUCAUGAAGUUUUAUUUUUUAAAGUAUAUAUUGCUUUAUAUUGAUAUUUUAUAUUUAAUGGCAAUUUAUAUUUGUUAUUU